Cuscuta campestris is the source of this 1803-nucleotide messenger RNA. The record is from the annotation of a GenBank genome assembly. Lineage: Eukaryota; Viridiplantae; Streptophyta; Magnoliopsida; Solanales; Convolvulaceae.
AGUAAAGCAUGGUUUCUUUAUUUUUUACUCCAAUUUUUUGAUUUUUCAGGAGUACCUAACAAACCUACCGCAACAAUGGAUUUCCCCAUCCAUUUUCAACGACCCAUUAAUGUUGGAUAGACAUUGCAUCACUACUGCUUCAUCUCUCCCACCCACAAAAUCUUCACUCUCUCUAAACAGACACAUCAAUGGAAGGACUGGUGAAGGGUUUGAUUAACAUAGCAUUGGGCAACGAGGACGGGGACGGAGGCGAUCGCCGCACUUCAGACGAUCGCGAUGACGAACGAUCCAGAUCCACUUGGGCGCAGGUGGUGUCAGGGGAGCAGGAUGAAGACGAGAUCAACGGCGAUCGCGGUCAUGGUUAUCGAAGAGAGGGCAAUUCUGGCCAGCACCGUGAAAGAUAUGAAGACAGCAGGCAGAAGAAUAAUGUCAACCCCCAUCAAGGAUAUGAAGAGAGAGUGCAGGAUUUUUAUGGUCAAAUCCAUAUGAAUGAAAAGGUUGACCAGGCAAAUGGUGAGGGCUGGGAAAAUGUUCACAAGAAGACUUCAAAGAGACAACAAAAGGUACAUAUGGAUCACUGGGACAAUUACAAGAAACCUGCUAGUGAGCAAGACUACUCCAAUGAGGUUGAAUAUGGUGCUGACCUGGAUCCCUCGGGAGAAGAGCUUGCCAACCUAUCAAAAGCUUGUAACAAACUCUGGGAACUCGAUGUAAAUCGUUUGGUUCCAGGAAAGGAUUACCAGAUUGAUGUUGGCGAAGGAAAAAAGGUGCACCAAAGGGAGGAUAUGGCAGAUGGAAGCUUGUUUUCCUGGCUUAGUGAAGAUGCUCUGCAGAAGCCUACUUUUUCUCGAUUUUGUUCUCUUUUAGAUAACUACAAUCCGCACGAGGGAUAUAAAGAAGUUGUAACAGCUCAAGAACAGCAAGAGCAGUUGGCAUUUGUCGAAGAGAUCAGUAGAACUGCCCCUAUAAAAUAUUUACACAAGUAUCUGUCUGCAAAAGGCGUGGUUUCUGAAAGUUAUCAUGAGUUCAAGAAAAGGUUGACAAGCCUCUGGUUUGACCUUUAUGGCCGAGGUGGUACAUCUGGCUCUUCUUCCGCUUUUGAACAUGUUUUUGUUGGAGAAAUUAAGGAGCGUGGAGGGGGAGAAGUUUCUGGCUUCCAUAAUUGGCUUCAGUUUUAUCUGGAAGAAGCAAAGGGCAAUGUAGAUUAUCAAGGAUACAUUUUUCCUCAAAGGCGAGGACAAAUUCCCGACUUGGAGACUCAGCUCUUGACAGUUCAGUUCGAAUGGAACGGCGUACUGAAAUCGGUGUCGAGCACUUUGGUGGGAGUGAGCCCAGAGUUUGAACUCGCGCUCUAUACUCUGUGUUUCUUUGUGGGAGGGGAGGACAACCACGUUGAGAUCGGUCCGUACUAUGUUAACAUCAAGUGCUAUCGCAUGGGAGACAAAAUUGGGUCUGCUUUCCCAAUGGCAGAGUGAUGAAAGUGAGGUAAACAAAAAGACAUUCUUUCAGUGUGUAAACAUAGUGUGAAUGUUUUUUUUUAUCUAAAAAAAACAUAGUGUGAAUGAAAUACACACCACAUUAUUUGAUCCCAGGAUCCAGAUUUAUCGAAGAGUUGUGUCUGUAUGUGUAAGCAUAUUGGGUGACAUGUUUUUAGGGUGGAAUCCUUUCAGUUUCAGACAUGUAAUUCAAGAUUGUUUUUUUUUUUUUACUUCUUUUUCUCCUUGGUUGAACCUUUCUUCUCUUUAAUAUUGAGAGUUGAACUUUUCUGGUUACAUUGGGCCUUAAUAUAAAAACCAUGGAUAU